Messenger RNA from Plasmodium inui San Antonio 1, 1338 nucleotides. RefSeq lists its product as hypothetical. The transcript is spliced from 2 exons. Gene Ontology annotation, biological process: mRNA splicing, via spliceosome. Gene Ontology annotation, molecular function: RNA binding. The coding region runs from base 1 to 1338 and encodes 445 amino acids. The record is from RefSeq and is a predicted model, not a curated record. Lineage: Eukaryota; Apicomplexa; Aconoidasida; Haemosporida; Plasmodiidae. Gene Ontology annotation, cellular component: RES complex; U2-type spliceosomal complex.
AUGGAGGAAUACUUGCGGAAAAGGUACCUGGGGAAGGAGCCCAAAAAAGACAAGCGGAAUAAAAAGGGUGCUGUAAAAAUAUAUGACAGUGAAGAAGAGGAGAGGAAAUUCCAUUCACAGGUAGGAGAUCCCCCCUUGGAAAAUGACCCUUUGGAAGAUAACCCUUUGGUGGAGGGGUCGGACGGAAGUUCCGACAUCCCCAUAACGAUCACGGGAGAGAAUAACAUAGAGAUCGCGAACAUAUCAAAGGAAAGCAAAAAGAAGAUUUUUCUAAGUUUGAAUGGAGGACUCACAGCAGGGAAGUCGAUUGAAGAGACGAGGGAAGAGCUGUGCAAGCCGAGUGUUAAGAGGUUGAGAAAGGGAAAUAACCAAUGCAGUCGGGGAGGACAGAAAGGAGGAUCUAAUGGUGGAAGCAGCAACAAGAGUGAUGAAUCGUCUGGGGGGGAUUCCCCCAAUAGGGACUUUUCCAAGCAUGGCGAUGGAGGAGGGUGUCGCGCAACGGGGGAUAGGCGACGACGUGGCAGAAGAAGCAAUCCUAGUAGUAGUGACUCCGAUUUGUCUUUACCGAGGAGGUUAAGAAGUGGUGGUGAGAGAAGAAGUGGAAAUAGUAGUAGUAAUGACUCCGAUUUGUCCCCCCCGAGGAGGUUAACUAGUGAUGGGAGUGGCAGAAGAAUCAAUCGUAGUAGUGACUCAGAUUUCUCGCCCCCGCUACGGUUACAAAGCCGCGCAGGUGGGAAGCGGCCCCGGUCUGCCUCCACAUCCCAGCAUGUCGGUGAAGACAGUAGCGACACACCUGACGAUAGUAAACCCCCGCGAACUUCGGGGAAAGGCAAAGAAACCCAAGCAGGAAGAUCCCUCGAAAAGGACAAAAAUGAGAACGUUGAGUCCAUCAUCUAUAGGGACAAAACAGGGAAAAUCAUCUCGAGGGAUGAAUGGAUCAGGAAACAGAAGGUGGAGAUGAAUAACUCGAAGGAACUAGAAUGGGCAAGUGGACUGAUUCAGAAAGAAAUGAGAAAAAAAAAUCUGGAGGAAAAUGACAAGCUGGUAAAAAAAAAAAAUAUUGUGAAUUAUGACUACGACUCGGAUUACGAUGUAGAGUUAAGGAAGGCGAAAAGGAAGGAGGAUCCCAUGAAUCAGUAUUUGGAUCAGAAGAAGGAGCAACCGGAAAAGGCGACGUGUCGGUAUCAGUCUCCCUAUAACAGGUUUAACAUCCUCGCCGGCUACAGGUGGGACGGCGUUGUGCGGGGAAAUGAUUUCGAGAAGAGGAGAUUCGAGGCGCUCAAACUGAAGCAGCAUCGGGAAAAACUGGCCUACCUGAACAAUGUGUCGGAUUUGUGA